Messenger RNA from Toxotes jaculatrix (banded archerfish), 2577 nucleotides. RefSeq names its product immunoglobulin-like domain containing receptor 2 (gene ildr2b). Gene Ontology annotation, biological process: pancreas development. Gene Ontology annotation, cellular component: membrane. The transcript has 10 exons. The record is from RefSeq and is a predicted model, not a curated record. NCBI's taxonomy places the organism in Eukaryota, Metazoa, Chordata, Actinopteri, Toxotidae. The coding region runs from base 91 to 1965 and encodes 624 amino acids.
GUGAGACCUGCUCGCAGCAGCUGCAGUUUGCGGACAACGAGAUGACCAACAUGCGGAUAAACUACAGUUUACUAUAAAACGGACAAUAUAAUGAACCUUUACCAGCUGGCUAUUUUACUGGGAGCAUCAUUGUGCGUGUGUGAUGGGGUCCAUGUCACAGUGCAGCGGAGGCAGCAGCUUGGGAUGCUCUUCCAGUCUGUGGUCCUCCCGUGUCAGUAUCAAACAGCCUCCACCCAGACCCCGGUGGUGCAGUGGUGGUACAAGUCCUACUGUCGAGACCGCACGCGAGAGUCCUUCAACCUGCCGGAGCGCCUGGGCAUGCAGGCUUCUGAGCUGGGACCCACGGCCCACCUGGAGUGUUCCGACAGCACCCGCACGGUUCGGGUUGUGGCCUCAGCGCAAGGAGCUUCCAUGACACUGGCUGAGCACUACAAAGGCAGAGACAUCUCCAUCAUAAACAAAGCGGACCUGAGGAUCGGGGAGCUGCAGUGGGGCGACAGUGGAGUGUACUUCUGUAAAGUCGUUAUUGCUGACGAUCUGGAGGGGAGGAAUGAAGGCCACCUGGAGUUACUUGUGCUUGGCAGGACAGGUCAGCGGGACGAUCUCUUACCUGAGUUUGAUAUGGAGAUUAUGCCAGAGUGGGCAUUUGUGGGAUCUGUAGUCCUGGGCAGCAUCUUGUUCCUGUUGUUGUUGGGAAUCUGCUGGUGCCAGUGUUGUCCUCAUUCCUGCUGCUGCUACGUCCGCUGCUGCUGCUGUCCUGACACUUGCUGCUGCCCACGACACUUGUAUGAGGCAGGGAAGAUGGCAAAGAGUGGACAACCACCCCAGGUGCCAGUUUAUCCCUACUACAUCCCUGGUGUCCCUACUGUGGUCCCUCUUGCCCCUUCAUCCCACAUGGAGCCAAAAAUCACCUCUCUCCCUUCAGUGGAGAACAACCUGGCUGGAGUGCGCAGUGGUUACCGACUGAAAGCCAGUCCAGACCAGGACUCAAUGAAAGUUCUGUACUACAUAGAGAAGGAGCUGGGUCAGUUUCCCUCUGCCAAGAUGGCUGCACUCAAACCUAGUAGCCUAUCAGAGCUGAGCUCUCUGCAUGAUGGAGGGACUACAGACUUCAGACACACCUAUCAGACGGUCCAGAUGAAGGCGCUCCCGCCCAUUGCAGAUCUCGAUGACCAUUCAGUGGUGAGAACUGCUCCACCUGCACAGAGUCGGAGGCCCAGGCGGGACAGAGGAAACCACUCAGAUGAUGAACUAGACAGAAGGUGGAACCCUCGCUCAGAGCACCUGAAGAGAAAGACUCUGAGCAGAAGAGGGCGUACCGGCUCCCUGGACGAGCUGGAGGAAUUCGCUCGUUCUUACGGUUCCCGUGGUCGACGGGCUGAGCCUCCAGAUCAGGUCUAUGAUCGGGAUUACAGCCCUCCCAGGCGUUUCUACAGAGAUGAAGAUGAUGGCUGGAGGCGCCGCAGCCCCUCACCUUUACCACAAAAGAGAAGGGACACAUGGGACAGUGAUCGCCCCUCUCGGCUUCCCAAAAGCCGAGAUUACGACAACACCUUCCUCAACAGUGUGCUGGAAAGCAAGGCGAGGGGGCGGGGAGGGGACAGAGGCGCUGGGAGGAUGGACGAGGACAGUGACACUCCCUCCAAAGGCAGCUCCAGGGGAAAGGGCAGCGAUAGUUACUACAGUCGGUCACCUAGCAACCGUCCAGAAGAGGAGGACCCUUUGCCUCCGUACACUGAGCUGGAGGCAGAGCGGUACCGCAGGGCUGACCCAACCACAGACCGGUACCGCACUGCAGAACCUCCCAGAUCAGAGAGAUACAGGACCACUGAACCAGCCAUGAGGCCUUUCUCUUACACCCGCCCCCACCAGGGGAUGUCCCAUACACUACAGGGGGGCAGAGAGGAGAGAGACAGGAGUCGGAACCUGAGCACUGCACUGAGCAGGGACUCUCUCAUAGUGUGACAAGGUUUCCCAGCCUCCACCCGCACAACAAUGCCAGUCCGUUCGUUUAAUCCGUCCUGUUGCCACACAGGAGUGGGAUAACUGUUCUACCAUCAGCCACAUGAAGUCUGACUCUUCUCACUGAAAUAACUGCACUGAAAAACAACAUCAGUGGAUGGAAAAUGAGUGUGCACGAAGCAGCAUGUGCAGACGUUUCUGUGGGUGCAGGACAUUUUUACUCAAGUGCAUGAAUUAAACCUGUGUAUUUCUGCAUACCUGUGUAUUUCUGUGUGGCAAAUGGUGAUGGUGCAUGUGUGGUGUGUGCACCAGUUUAAUUUGUUGAAUUUGAGUUGAGUUGAGUGUCUGGAUUUACUUUAUACCAGUGCCAAGAUGUGUAUAUAUAUAUUUUAUAAAUUAUCUGCCAAAUUCAGAAUGGUCUUUUGUAAACUAAGCAGAACACUACAGUCUUAUUAUUUUCCUACAGUCUUCAUACUCAGUACACUGCAACUCAGGUUCGCUUUAUAUUUUUGUUUCUGUUGAUAUUGUGCUGUAUGUAAGUACUGUACCUUGAAUUUGUCUGCAAAUUUUAAUUGCACUGCUUUAAAUACUUUUUGAAUAAAGAAAACUCAGUAA